AUGAUUAAGUUAGGCAACCUAUUGUAUGUCGUUUUAUUUGCGGGAGCGCACUACGCUGCUGGCGCUCCCAAUUCUGGCUACCAGUACAGCCGAGAAGUGAACGCGUGGCUGCGCCUGCACAUGGUGCCCGCCACCUGGGCGGAGGCGGGCAUGCGCUGCCUCCUCGAAGGUGGGACCUUGGCUUCUCCCACGACCAAUGCCAUGGCCCAGGUGAUGGUGGCCAUGAUGGAUGACCACAAGCUGACUCGCAGCGUGUUCACCGGGAUCAACUCCAUUCUAGUCAGGGAAAACUUCACGUCUCUUGAAGGAGUGCCGCUGUCAUCUAUUCCGGUGGGCUGGGCCGCCGGUCAGCCGGAUAACGAAAAUUCGGACGAGGAAUGCGUGGCGCUGACGGGCGCGGCCCAGCUGGAAGACGUGAGCUGCGGGAGCAUGCUACCAUACUUCUGCAAGAAACCCAGCAAGAGCCCUAACUGCGGGGAUGGAGAACAUGAGUACAAUAUGGUGUCUCGUACGGGCAGCUGCUAUAAGUUUAACCGAGAACCGAAGUCCUGGCGUAAUGCCCUGGCCACCUGCUACGCCCAGGGGGGAUACCUGGCCAUCAUCAACAGUAAGACUGAGUCCACUGUGCUCAAGGAAAUACUGGCCGUUGAAAAAAAAGGUGGAUAUACCUAUGUUGGAUUCAUGAAAUACGCUGAUGGCGUGUGGGCUACAAUAAAUGGUGAUACGCUCGCCGAGGCCGGAUUCCAAGAGUGGGCCCCACAAGAACCCAACAACGCCGCAGGAAUUGAAACCUGUGGCUCCAUUUUUGCUAGCGGACUUCUCAACGACGCACAAUGCGUGGAUCCACGCGCAUUUAUGUGCGAGUUUACCCUUUAA
Molecule: messenger RNA, 876 nt
Organism: Cydia pomonella (codling moth)
Lineage: Eukaryota; Metazoa; Arthropoda; Insecta; Lepidoptera; Tortricidae
Product: pulmonary surfactant-associated protein D-like
Exons: 6
Coding region: 1-876 (291 amino acids)
Source: RefSeq, a predicted model, not a curated record